AUGGAUGAAUUCGAUGAUGACGAAGAGAAUCCAUUGGCAAAAAUUCCAACGAAACCGAGAUAUCCAAAACAACAGAAGUUAACUACAACUACUGGUUUAUCGACAUCGAGAACUCAGUCGACUGGUGGAUCAAAGAUGGAAGGAGAAGCCUCUUUCUUUGCUCCACAUGAGAAAACAACCGGAGCUUCGUGUUAUGUUUGUUUUAAUUGA
Caenorhabditis remanei is the source of this 210-nucleotide messenger RNA. RefSeq lists its product as uncharacterized. Lineage: Eukaryota; Metazoa; Nematoda; Chromadorea; Rhabditida; Rhabditidae. The record is from RefSeq and is a predicted model, not a curated record. The transcript is spliced from 2 exons. The coding region runs from base 1 to 210 and encodes 69 amino acids.